Molecule: messenger RNA, 1189 nt
Organism: Cladocopium goreaui
Lineage: Eukaryota; Dinophyceae; Suessiales; Symbiodiniaceae
Source: the annotation of a GenBank genome assembly
UUGAAUCCAAGAGAUGUAAGAGGUGAGGCACUGCGCAGCAUAUCUCACACGGAUUACGUGGGAACAGACGCUGCCACUCUUUCUUCAAGCAACCUGUAGGGUGAUUGACCAAACAGUGCUUGGUUCCUGCUGAUCAGCAAGAUGUCGCUUUACAACUGGGCAAAGUAUGACCCGAAGUACUACCUGAACGGUGCCCUGUGCGGAGGAAUUUGUUGCUCAAUCACACAUGGUGCCUUAUGUCCAGUGGACGUCGUGAAGACUCGUAUCCAGCUGGACCCAGUGAAGUACCAGGGUGGUUUGCUGAGUGUUGGUAAGCAAGUCGUGGCCGAAGAAGGUGCUGGCGUGCUGGCCACUGGUUUGGGACCCACUGCAGCCGGCUACUUUGUGCAAGGCUGGUUCAAGUUUGGUGGCAAUGAGUUUUUCAAGAUCCAGUUCUGCAAGUCUUUGGGUGACCAAAAGGCUUGGGACAUGAAGACACCCAUCAUGCUUGGUGCCUCUGCUUGUGCGGAGUUCAUUGCGGACAUCUUCCUGUGCCCCUUGGAAGCAGCUCGAAUUCGUCAGGUGUCUGAUCCAACCUUCCCCAAGGGCACCUUCACUGCGAUGAAGGAGUUGAUGGCCAGAGAGGGAAUCAUGGGCUGGUACGCCGGCCUUGUUCCAAUUCUGUUCAAGCAGAUCCCCUACACCAUGGCCAAGUUUGCAGUUCAGGGCAGCACAGAGAUUUCCAUCUACAGUGCAUUGCCAACCAAGAGAGAGAACCUGAGCAAGGCAUCCAAAAUGGGUGUUUCCGUGACCUCUGGCUUCAUUGCUGGAGUCGCAGCGGCCAUCAUUUCGCACCCCGCAGACUCGCUCCUCUCAAAGAUCAACAAGAAGGGUGCCGGUGGAGAUGGUGGCAUGCUUUCCCGCCUUGCAAACAUUGCCAAAGAGACGGGCUUUGUCAAGCUUUGCACGACUGGUCUUGGACCAAGGUGCAUCAUGAUUGGCACGCUCACAGCAGGACAGUUCUUGAUCUUUGACACCUUGAUGCCCAUCAUGGGCGUUGAGAAGUUCCACUUCCACGAUCCAUCUAAGCCUCAUUGAGCAGUGGAGCAUGACGACGUCAAUUUGGUUUUGUGUGAACCCUUGUGACCCUGCCCAAUGGGCAAGUACAACCUUAGGGAAAGCAGAUCAAAUCAAAAGGCAAGCUAAUGAA